GCUUUUUUUCCCUUGCGUGGAGAAUGCCUGGUAGGGGGAAAGUAGCAUGUAUGGAGUCUGGGGUCUGGACCCAAAAGAAACACGAUUAGUGGUGUGAAGACGCUAACCCUCGUUGGGUCAAGCGCGCUCUCCAGAUGAAGUUUGGAGGCAUGGGCACCAAUGAGAAGCCGCGCGGCGGGGAGAUUCCCGGCGGAAUUCUUUGGCCAGAUUUCCGGGGAGAUUCCCGGGGAGAUUUUCGGGACGGGAGUCGGAGACACGAGGCUCGGCUACAAGACAAACCCCAACUUCAUUCAUGGAGUGGGCUGGACAACUCGCUCCAGGGGUCAACAUUAGAGCAACUGUGUUACGCCACUUCACCAUGUGUUUUUCACCGGGUGAACAUAAAUAUCCCGACUAUCGCCUCUCAGCAAGUGGAUAACUGGUCCCUCCCUGCCCCCAGUCUUUCUCAUCAUCCAACUAUCAUCACUCACGAAUGGCUACCCAGCGUAAGACUCAGUUGUCGCCUGUGAACAGGGCUUGGUGGAAAGAGGCCUCUGUCUAUCAGAUCUAUCCGGCUUCGUUCAAGGACUCCAACGGGGAUGGAAUCGGCGAUAUCCCAGGGAUCAUCUCGGAGCUCGACUACCUGAAGGCCCUUGGGGUCGAUCUCGUUUGGCUCUCUCCAAUCCUUCAAUCCCCGCAGGUAGACAUGGGCUACGAUGUGUCUGAUUAUUAUAAAAUCCACGCCCCGUACGGUACGGUCAAAGAUGUGGAUGCACUCAUUCAGGGUUUAAACCAACGGGGGAUGAGAUAUGUCAUGGACCUUGUGGUCAAUCAUACUUCCGACCAGCACGAGUGGUUUAAACGCUCGAGAUCGUCCCGAGACAAUAAAUACCGAGACUGGUACAUAUGGAAAAAGCCCAAGUACGGUGUAGAUGGUGUCCGUCAGCCCCCAAAUAACUGGAAAGCCUAUUUUGGAGGCUCUGCGUGGCAGUACGAUGAAACAACCGACGAAUAUUAUCUGCACCUGUUCGCGCCGGAGCAGCCAGACCUCAACUGGGAAAACCCCGAAGUCCGGUCCGCGGUGCACCAGAUCAUGAGAUAUUGGCUGGACAAAGGCGUCAGUGGAUUCCGCAUGGAUGUCAUCAACAUGGUCAGCAAGGACCAAGGCUUCCCUGAUGCACCCAUCACCGAUGCAAACAGCCAAUGGCAGCAUGGGGCAAUGUACUACUGCUGCGGACCACGUCUCCACGAAUACCUACAAGAACUGGGACGGAUCCUGAAGGAUUAUGAUGCCUUUUCCGUCGGUGAGAUGCCGAAUGUGUAUGAUCCGGCGGAAAUUGGGAAGGCCGUGGGUUUUGACCGCGGCGAAUUAGCCAUGGCGUUCCAAUUCGAGAUCAUGGAUAUCGACCAUGGUCUGGGAGGCAAAUUCUCUCCGCAUCAAUAUCGCAUGUCGGACCUGAAGCAUAUCGUGUCCAAAUGGCAGGACUUCAUGUACCAGAAUGCGGGCUGGAACGCCCUCUAUCUCGAAAACCACGACCAAGGAAGGACCAUAUCACGGUUCACCUCGGCGGGUCCGGAAUACCGCGCGACGGCAGGGAAGAUGCUAGCAACCUUCCUGGGUCUUCAAGGAGGGACUCCGUUUGUGUACCAGGGACAGGAAUUAGGCCUAGUGAAUGUGCCAGCGACCUGGGGUAUUGAGAAGUUCAGGGAUAUCGAGACUUUGAAUCAUUGGGACGAGAUGAUGGCUGCAUACCCCCACGACACGGAGCUCCACCAGGUGACAUUACAACAGUUCCGCGUCAAGUCUCGCGAUAAUGGACGCACCCCGAUGCAAUGGACCAGUGGCGAAUUUGCAGGAUUUACCACUGCGCCCAACGGCCCAUGGAUUGAUGUGCAUGACGACUACGAAGACUGGAAUGCCGCGGCCCAGGUGGGCAAGCCAAACAGUGUUUUCCAACACUGGGCAAAGGUCCUUGGGCUACGCAAAACACAUAAGGACCUCUUCGUAUAUGGCUCGUACAAAUUGGUGGAUGAAGCGAAUGAUGAUCUAUUCGCCUAUCUGCGAAUGUAUGGAGGCCAGUCAGCUUUGGUGUUGGCCAACUUCACAGACAAAGAAGUGAAAUGGGUUGUUCCGGCCGAAACGACCUCAAUUCUUGAACAUGGCGUUGUGCUGCUUGAGAAUUAUCAGUGUGACCACCCAGUGCUACCUGAUGGCACCAUUUCUGUAAAGCCAUUUGAAUCGUUUGUGAUUCUUCUGGAUAGUUCAAGUGCCAGGAUCGGACUUGGUGGGGGGAAGCUCUGAAUCAGUUUGACAUCCACAAAUGUGAUCUCAUCCACCAAUGUUACCAUGAAGGAUUUCGGUGGGCCAAAGUUCACUAUGCAUCCAAUCUUUCUUCAUCAAGCGGUUCGAUGACUGGGGAAUCCCCACGUUCAACCGGAGCAAGCGCAGGAAUAUGGCGGUAUGGAAUACCUAGUUCAUGCAAUUUUCUCUGCAAUACCUCUAGGCCAUAUGGUCUGUGACUCAGAGAGGACAGUAAAUAACAUAAAUGGUGGAGAAUAUCGUGUGUUCCCACUGAAUUGUGGUGCAAGAGGGUGGGAACACAGUGAAUCACAUCCAGCAGGGUACUUGUUAUCUCGAAGAGUUUGAUGGCCUGGA
Molecule: messenger RNA, 2635 nt
Organism: Aspergillus pseudonomiae
Lineage: Eukaryota; Fungi; Ascomycota; Eurotiomycetes; Eurotiales; Aspergillaceae
Product: glycoside hydrolase family 13 protein
Exons: 3
Coding region: 473-2281 (602 amino acids)
Biological process (GO): oligosaccharide catabolic process
Molecular function (GO): alpha-amylase activity
Source: RefSeq, a predicted model, not a curated record